AAAUAUAUGACUAAACAACGAAAGUAAACGUAACAAAUCGGAAUGCAGCACAUAAGUCCAGUUUAAUCAGUAAAUCGCAUUCUCCAUUAGCUAUAAAUUGAAUCAUGCUUAUAUGUUACCACAAAGUUUAAUACUUUUAUUACCACUGGCAUAAUGUUUUGUGUAUUUGCACCCUAUGUCUGUUUUAUCUAGAUAUCUAAAAUAGGAGACAUAAAUUGUCUAUUUUAUCUAAGAUCAGAAUGCUUCUCUAGAAGUGUUGUGUUCAAUGCUUUUGGUGAAUUAGGGAAGUCCAAUGUGAUGGACGCCAUCAGCUUUGCCACGGGGGCGCGGGCCGCUUCUCUCCGUGUGAAACAGCUCAGAGAGCUGAUCCAUGGAGCUCGCAUCGGGCACCCAGUGGCGAAGACCGCAAGAGUGACAAUCCGGUACCGCGACGACGAGGAGCAUGACACUUCCUUCCGACGUAGUAUCUCCGGUGACUCCUCUGAGUAUCACAUCAACGGCGAACAUGUAACUCAUUCCAAAUAUAUGGAGGAGCUGGAGAAGGUCAACAUCUUGGCCAAAGCUCAAAAUUGUCUGGUGUUUCAGGGGACAGUGGAGACCAUUGCUUUGAAGGACCCCAAAGAGAGAACCAAGAUGUUUGAGAGUAUCAGUCAGUCCAGAGAGCUAGCUGCAGAAUACAAUAAAAAGAACGAUGCGAUGCUGAGAGCGAAAGAGGACACACAGUUUCAUUUCAGCAAAAAAAGAUCUGCAACUGUUGAGAAGAAGCAAGUGUCCCAGGAAAAAAUAGAGGCAGAGAAGUACCAGGCAGUGCUGGACGAGCUGUACCAGAAACGUCUGCAGCUUGGCCUGAUGGAGCUCUACCAUAAUGAGAGAACAAUCCACAAGCUGAGUGACGAUCUGAAGGAGAAGCAGCAGACUGCAGCCGCCAAGACCAGUACUGUGAAAACCUGGGAGCAGAAGGUCAAAACCCUCAAGAAGGAGCAUGGAUGUCUCAGCAGAGAGCAGCAACACAUCGACAAGGAACUCUGUACCCAGGAGCACAUUCUGUCCCAGUGUAUGUCCAAGUACAUCAAAGCAAAAAUAAACAGCUCCCAUCAUAUGAAGAAAGCUGAGGAGCUCCGUACCAAACUGAAGAAGAACCAGAAGCUGGUGGUGAUUAAAGAGCAGGAGCUGGUAGAGGGACAGCAGGAGAUCAUUGAAAUGGAGAAGACCUGGAGGAAAUAUGAGAGGCAGGAACAGGAAGUUACCCGAGGGAGGGAUAUUGAGCUGGACCAGGACCAGUUUGAGCGAUACAAAGAGCUGAAAGAGGUCAGCCGUAAGCAGACUGCUGUCCUCAGACAGCAGGUCGAUAGACUGCACUGGGAGGUCAAAGCAAACUACGCGAAGAUUGCUUUAGACCAGCGUAGAAGGAAAGAGGUGGAGGUCGCCAUCAGGAACAACCACACUGAGCUUGAAGAUCUGACACAUAGAGCAGAGAAACUGGAGGAGUACACCAAGACCUGCCAGUCAGCCACUGAGGAAUACUGUCAGCAGGAGAAGAAUCUGAGCACUGAGCUUCGGCAGGUUCACCAGCGCUCUGAGGAGGUGAAACAGGACCUGCGUCAGGUUGUGGAGGAGCUGGAGAAUGCCAGCCUUGACAGUCACGAGAGCAGACGACAGCUGCGACGAAAAGAGCUGCUGGAGAAACUCCACAGGCUCUACCCUGACACUGUGUAUGGCCGCUUGUGUGACCUGUGUAGCCCCAUCCAUAAGAAGUACCAGCUGGCUGUCACCAAGGUCUUUGGACACUUCAUGAACUCUGUUGUUGUGGCUUCAGAGAAAGUGGCCCGAGACUGCAUUCAGUUCACCAAGGAGGAGUUAUUUGAACCUGAAACCUUCCUGCCCGUCAGCUAUCUGGAUGUACAUCCUCUAAAUGAACGGCUUAGGGAGAUGACUGGUGUUAAGAUGGUGGUGGAUGUUGUUCAGGUGAACACACCUACACUUGCCACUCAGAUGAAGAAGGUAAUUCAGUUUGUUUGUGGAAAUGCUCUGGUGUGUGAGACCAUCAAAGAGGCGAGGAGUGUGGCCUUUGGCAGACUGGAGCGCUAUAAGACCGUAUCUCUGGAUGGAACACUUUUCUCCAAGUCAGGAGUGAUUUCCGGAGGCUCCAGGGACCUGCAGAGGAAAGCGUACUGCUGGGAUGAGAAGGAGAUGAGAAAACUGAAGGAACGCAAAGACCAAUUGAUGGCAGAACUGAGCGAACUGAUGAAGCUGAGGCGAAAGGAAUCAGACCUGAAACAGGUCAUUGCUCAGGCUCAGGGUGCUCAGACUCGCCUCAAAUACUCCAAUGCUGAGCUAGACAACAUUCGUAAAAACAAAAUCCUCAGAUGCCAAGCGGAUAUUUCUCAUUUGGAGAGUGAUUUAACAAACCUAGACUCAGAGAUCCAGAUGCAGGAGGAUAGCGUAGAUGUGAAGGCUGUAGAGAUGAAGAAGAUCAGAGACCAGAUCAACCAGAUGGAGGACUUGGUGUUUUCUGACUUCUGUGCUGAGAUCAAAGUGGACAGUAUCAGGGAGUAUGAGCAGGAGCAUGUGAAACAGCAAACGGAGCAGGAGAAGAAGAGGCUGCAGUUUGAAGCUCAGGUUGCUUAUCUGAAUGCACAGCUGGAAUAUGGACAGGAGUGGCUGGAGCAGCAGAAGAAGGAGCUUCAUCAUACCAGAGAGGCGAUGGACAAAGAGCAGAAAGCCGUGGUCGAGCAUAGGAAGGAUGAGGAGAAGCUGCUGGCUGCAGUGGAGGUGAAUCAGAACAACAUCCUGGAUCUGAAGAACCAGCUUUUAGCCAAGGAGAACCAAGUGUUGGCUGCCAAAACUGAACUGGACCAGAAAAUUCAAACCCUCCAAGAGAUUAACAAAGAGCUGGUGAAGCUCCAGCAGAAGGUGAUGUCUGUAGAAACAGCCUGGGAGCAAAAAUGUCUGUCCAGACACAACCUGCUUCUGGACUGUAAAAUCCAAGGACUGCCGAUCACUCUGCUGUCAGGAAGUCUGGAUGAAAUCACUCAGGUGCAGCUGGAUUCAGAGUCUGGAAGCACUGGGACCACUAUGGACUUGUUUGAGAGGGAAGCCCAGCUCAUCAUUGACUACUCAGUUCUGCAGGAAGAGUUCAGGAAUCUGCAAGAUGAUGAGGAGGUGAAUUCCUGCUUGGAGAAGCUGAAGGAUUCCGUCACCUCCAUAGAGGAAGUGUUAAAUCGCACUGCUGUUCCUAACCUUAAAGCUCUGGAGAAAAUGAGGGAGGUGAGGGAGAAGCUGCAUGGACUGAUGGAAGCCUUUGAUGCCAGCAGCAAAGAAUCUCGGAAGUGUAGUCAGGAGUUUGAGGAGAUCAAAGGUCGCCGCUGCCAGCUCUUCAGCCAGUGCUUUGAACACGUGUCUGUUGCUGUCGACCACAUCUAUAAAAGUAUCUGCAGGAACAGCAGCGCUCAGGCCAUUCUAAGUGCAGAGAACCCUGAGGAGCCGUAUCUGGGCGGCAUCAGCUACAACUGUGUAGCUCCAGGAAAACGCUUCAUGUCCAUGGACAAUCUAUCUGGAGGAGAGAAGGCACUCGCUGCCCUGGCUCUAGUGUUCGCCAUCCACAGCUUCCGCCCGGCUCCUUUCCUUAUUUUGGACGAGGUGGAUGCAGCUUUAGACAACUCCAACAUUGGAAAGGUGACCAGUUUCAUCAGACACGAGUCCAGCAGGAACAUGCAGAUCAUCACCAUUUCACUGAAGGAGGAAUUUUUCUCCAAAGCCGAUGCUCUGCUGGGAGUUUACUCAGAUGUGGACGAAUGUAUGUGUAUGUUCAGCCACAUCCUGACCCUUGACCUGCGUGCAUAUCCUGAGGUUGAAGAGGAUGGCAGGAAACAGACAGACACAAGCCAGGAUUCACAGUCAUCUGCAUGAAGUUCUCAUUUUGCUGUCAUCACAGUUUGUGUGUUUUGAAUCAUUUUCAUAAACCACCUAAAGUUGGUGUUGUUUAAGGCUGUUUUAUUAAUUUGACUUCAAUGAUUCAUCAAAGCGGUUUCAAGAAGAACUGGAGCUUUCAGUUUGUGUAACAGUUUAACUGGUUGUGUUUUAAUACCAGUUCGAACAAAUUAAUCAGUACAGGUUAAAAGUUGUCAUAUCUCUGCUUUAUCUCCAGGGUCUGAGUCCUGAACCUUCAAUAUUUCUUGUGUUCUUACAAUCUUAUGAAAGUUAUGGAUCUGUAUUAAAUGCUCUUUUCGCUUCCUCCCUGCUUGACCGAAGUGGUCAUUUUUAAGUUUUUUGAGGUGUAAACUGACUUCUGUGAAUUGUGAUGAACAUGUCUGCACAGGUGAAAAUACACUUUAAAAAUGUCACUUUCAGAUAGUCAUCACCGUCUGGAAGACUCUAGUCUUUUUUCAGAAUCUAGAAUUUAGUUGGACUAAAGUUACAUUUUAUGGUUGUUUUGGAUUUGCUACUGUUUGGCCACAGUAAUGUCACUACAAAUUACAAGUUUGAUUCAAUGAAA
This is a messenger RNA of Sphaeramia orbicularis (orbiculate cardinalfish), 4495 nucleotides long. RefSeq names its product structural maintenance of chromosomes 1B (gene smc1b). The transcript is spliced from 25 exons. NCBI's taxonomy places the organism in Eukaryota, Metazoa, Chordata, Actinopteri, Kurtiformes, Apogonidae. The record is from RefSeq and is a predicted model, not a curated record. Gene Ontology annotation, molecular function: ATP hydrolysis activity; ATP binding; DNA binding. Gene Ontology annotation, cellular component: chromosome; meiotic cohesin complex; nucleus. Bases 298 to 3909 code for a protein of 1203 amino acids. Gene Ontology annotation, biological process: sister chromatid cohesion.